Molecule: messenger RNA, 216 nt
Organism: Colletotrichum tamarilloi
Lineage: Eukaryota; Fungi; Ascomycota; Sordariomycetes; Glomerellales; Glomerellaceae
Product: p-hydroxylaminobenzoate lyase
Exons: 2
Coding region: 1-216 (71 amino acids)
Source: RefSeq, a predicted model, not a curated record
AUGGAGAAGACAGAUACAGCUGAGGUGCUGGAUGUGUCGCAAUGGCCGACGGCGGCGAAGUUUGUCUCUCGGUGUUGCGAGUUUUUGAAUGAGGUGCAAGAUUUAACACCCGGUAAAGACUUGGAGACGCGACUCAAUCAGCAGUUCGGACCUGGCAAUCAGUACUACGAAGACUUCUGUUCCCAUAUCAAACAGGGUCUCGAAGAAGGAUGGUAG